Molecule: messenger RNA, 2953 nt
Organism: Pan troglodytes (chimpanzee)
Lineage: Eukaryota; Metazoa; Chordata; Mammalia; Primates; Hominidae
Product: collagen alpha-1(I) chain-like
Exons: 4
Coding region: 1-1542 (513 amino acids)
Source: RefSeq, a predicted model, not a curated record
AUGGACACGGUCCCGACAGCGGGCCCCUCUCUGGCAUGGGCGGCUGGCACAGUCAUCCAGGUUGAUGGUGCAGAAGCGUCCAGCAAAGCCCUCAGGACAGAGGCAGGAGAAGCGGUUUAUGCCGUCAAGGCAGGUGGCACCGUUAGCACAAGGCCGCAUCAGGCAGUCAUCCACAUUUACCUCACAGCGGGCACCCACAAAGCCCACCAAGCAGCGGCACGUGAAGUUGAGAGCAAAGCCCUGGUCGUCCUGGCACUGCCCGCCAUUGCGGCAUGGGGAGCUGUGGUAGGGGGUCCAGCCUUGCGCUCGCAGUCACGCCCAUGGAAGCCUGAAUUUGCCCAAUCUCCCAGUGAGUCAACUACUCAAACUCAUCAAGAAAGAUCCUCUUUCAUUGCAACCUCGGUCUUGCUUGCCCCGCGGGUCGGAGCGACUGCAGUGCCGUCUCCGGCCGGCAGAGGUCAACGUGCAAGCGAGGACGGCUGGACAGGGCCGCGACUGGAGCCCGGCGGGCGCGCUCACCUCGGACAGGCUGACCGGGAGCCCCCAGAAUGCACAACAGGCACACGAGAUGCAGGCAGCGGCAGCCGCUGGGCAUGGUCAGCGCCGGCCCCAGGAGGGACGGACGGAUGGACGGCCGGACGCGUGGACACCUGUGGGACGGCACCGGUUGGGAGGCGGCCGGACGCGGAGAUAGCGGCACGGAUACGGGUUCCAAGUGACAGGAGCCGACGAGGGAGAGGGGCGCCGGGACAGAAGAAGGGGAUGGGGGUAGCGGGAGGAUGGGGGCAGGGAAGGGUUGAGCAGGCGAAGAGAGCGAGGAGAGCGAAGACAGGAACCCGGGAGCGGGGUCUGCAAGGAGGGGAAAGAUGGGCAGCGCGGAGCGAGGCCAGGCGCGGGAAUGGCUGGGGUUCGGAUCGUAGUCAGGACGGAGGGGUCCGCGGGAUGGGGACAGCGCCGAGAGGCGGCCUCGAGCACGGAGGGGACGCGGGGGCCGGAGGGAAGGACAGUUCCCGGCAGCCAGCAGUCUCCGCCCCACAGCUCCGACAGCCCCCCCCCCCCACCACCACUCUCUCCCACGUCCCCUUUCUAUCUCCGCCGCGCUGGGUUCGGCGGCGGCGCGGGGCCUGGAAUCCCCACCGCGCCCGUAGCCCUGCGCGCCCUGUCCCCGCAGUCCUCACCUCCGGCGGGGAGGUGGCGCGCCCCGGGGCGCAGAGAGAGGCCGGAUCCGACGGGCGCCGCCGAGGGGCCGUGAGGGAGCGCGGGGCCGCCCCUAGCUGGCCGCGGGGCCGGGCGCCGAAGCGGCUGCCAUGCGAGCCGAGCGCUCGGGAAUCUGGGGCUCCAGGCGACCCCGAGCGGCGGCAGCGGCUGCUCCUCGCGCGCGCUCAGGCCCCCUGCCAGGGGCGGAGCCCGCCCCCACCCCCAUCCCCCCUCCCCGCGACGCACGGCGCACACCUAGCACCCGGCGCGCCCCGGGGCCCCGGCCCUCCGCGGCUACCCAACGCCCCGAACCCAGCUUCCUUCCAAGAGAGGAGGAAAUCUUAGGAGUCUCAAUGGGAGCAAACUAUUAAGCCAAAGGAGCGCGACCCCGUUAUUCUCUCAUCUCCCAUGCCCACUUUCCCGACCAGCGCUCCGCGGCCCACGCCCCAGCCCUGCCUUCGCUUGUCCGCCGCUCAUCACGCUUCUCAUAUAGAUCCAUGCACACGCAGGCAAUCGCUCCCCGCCCUCCGCCUGUCACCAGCCCACGCCUCCCCGCUUGUAAAGCCUUCAUCACCUGCUUCAUCUGUGUGCUCCUCUGCUCCUCCUCGCCCUCCGCUUCUUCCUGUCCACGUUGCCGUCUCCAGCCUUCCAAGAUCAACCUAUCCCUAUAUAAACAUCAACCCGAUCCACCCAACCACACCCCGGCCCUACCCCCACCACCCUUCCCUCCCUCAAGUCUCAGCCCUUCCACCCCAUUCCUUUUUGUGACUGCCUCUGAGAAUCCUUUCUGGACUGGGAAUGCCCCUGACUCUGUAAAUGUGCACACAAAACCCCCUCCACCGCCAAGUUCCUUCUCCUGUACCCCAUCACGUUCGUCCUUGGCCUCAGGCUAAACCUCAACUGCCCAAACCUGGAGCUCAGAUUCAGAGAGUAACGGAGGGGGAGUGGGGGAAAGCUGCCCUCCAGGCCUCUUUGCCCCCUUCUGGCUAAUGGCUCAGAGACACAUUUCAAGACAAGGACCCAGUCAAGCUCGGUGGGCUCACGCCUGUAAUUCCAGCACUUUGGGAGGCUGAGGCGGGCGGAUCACCUGAGGUCAGGAGUUCGAGACCAGCCUGGCCAACAUGGUGAAACCCGUCUCUAUUAAAAAUACAGAAAUUAGCCAGGCGUGGUGGUGCGCGCCUGUAAUCCCAGCUACUCGGAAGGCUGAGGCAGGAAAAUCGCUUGAAAACCCGGGAGGCAGAAGUUGCAGUUAGCCAAGAUCGCGCCACUGCACUCCAGCUUGGGGGACAGCAAAACUCCGACUCCCGCCCCCCCCCAAAAAAAGACAAGGACCCAGAACAUAAUUUCUAGUUUGUGCAGGACAACAGGGCAGAGGUCAGGAACGCUAGCGCCCAUCUCUAGUCCUUCAGAUUGAGAUUUCACCAUCUUUAAAUUCAAAACAUCGGAAGGAGCAGUCGCUAGUCGGUGCAGAGCAGCUUCCCACCUUCACACAGCCACCUCCACAGGCACAGAGCCCCAGGGCUCAUUUUUCCUGCAGUCUCCAUUGGAUAUAACACUUACACCCACUCAGCUCCCUAGCUGGCCUCCUCUCAACUGUGAUCGCCUCUUCCCUGAAGAGCUCUCUGAAUUUGAGUAAUGACAUGGCUGUACCAUUCAUUUUGUUUAAACACAUUUUUUUUUUUUUUGGUGAAAAAUUGCAAACAACCUAUAAUUCAAAAAUUACUGUAGGCAAAUAAAUUAUGGCACAUCAACACUA